AUGGCAAGCCGAUAUCACAUGAACCCGGAACUUAACCGUGCCGGUAUGCCUAACCUCCCUAUCUGGGACGACGAGCCCGGCCCCAGCAACGACAACUCUGGCGACCACUCAGGCGCGCACCAGGGCCUGGAGUCUGGCGUGGAGUCAGGCGACGACUCGGGUGACGACUCCGACGUCGACAUCCUCGGGUUCGCAUCCGAUGACAGGGAGGACAGGUGA
Messenger RNA from Gloeophyllum trabeum ATCC 11539, 219 nucleotides. RefSeq lists its product as uncharacterized. The record is from RefSeq and is a predicted model, not a curated record. The transcript is spliced from 2 exons. Bases 1 to 219 code for a protein of 72 amino acids. NCBI's taxonomy places the organism in Eukaryota, Fungi, Basidiomycota, Agaricomycetes, Gloeophyllales, Gloeophyllaceae.